This is a messenger RNA of Penicillium diatomitis, 1326 nucleotides long. RefSeq names its product HNH endonuclease signature motif containing protein. The coding region runs from base 1 to 1326 and encodes 441 amino acids. NCBI's taxonomy places the organism in Eukaryota, Fungi, Ascomycota, Eurotiomycetes, Eurotiales, Aspergillaceae. The record is from RefSeq and is a predicted model, not a curated record. The transcript has a single exon.
AUGUCUUCCGACUCCACGCUUGCAACGGGGUCCCUGCCAGACUCCAUUGAAGAGUUGGAAAAGGAAAGAAAACUUGCCAACCAGGAGGUUACCACCGAGUUGAAAGCUCUUAAAGCGCGGGGCUCCUUCAAUAGCCAAUUCUGGGAUCAAGCCCACCGAGUGCAGAAAUGCAAACUCCGACGUUCGGUGAUCGAGCGCAAGAUUUCCCGCACCAAGUUCCCAGGCGACGAGGAGAAUUACAACAAGUCGCCUGAGGGGAAAUCAAAGCUGCAACAGGUCAACGCACAACGAAGCCUUUGCAAAAUCACCAAGCGACGUGCACAGGCGAAAUCCCCACGCAACAAGGCUCGUUCUGCGAAGCAAGCUGAGUCAUGGUUGACACUUUUCACCACACCGAAGAUGGGCUUGGGCAUCACAGGCACCGGUGCCGGACAAAGAGACUCGAGCGCGCAGUCAAAUUUUAGGGCGCAGCUCAUUGAGAAAUACGGCGCACAGCACGAGACCGAGUCCAAGUGGUUAUGGUGUCCCAUCCUGCACUCAUGGGAGCUGUCAUCAACUAUGAAGGCAUGCCAUAUCUUUCCCUGGCUACAUUCUAAGGCCAAUAUAAGAGCAAUCUUUGGUCGAAGAGCAGGAAAAGACAUUUUUGGACCCUCAAAUGGUCUUUUGAUGCACGAAGUUAUCGAAGAAAACUUCGACAAGGGCAAGCUGGUGAUAGUUCCAGAUGUCGACGAUCUCUCGGGAAAGCUUGGCAUCAUGCGUUGGCUAUUCUCUAAGCCACGCAACUUCAAAGUGCAAGUUCUGGACCGCUCCGAAGCGUUCUUGAUACGCCAAGUCCACCCAAAUCACCCGUUGAAAUACUGUGACUUGGAUAAUCGUGUCUUGAGCUUCCGCACUGACUUCCGCCCGGCCGCACGCUACCUCUACUACCACUAUUGCGUCAGCAUUCUGAAGACAUCCUGGAGCCACAAUAACAAUGGCAAAGCUAGCAAAACGGUGGAGAUCCUGGCCCAGGAGACCGACAAGCCCAUCUGGGCCACACCUGGGAGGUACAUCGCCCGAAACAUGCUCCAGGCUCUGGCCGAAGAAGUUGGCCAUAGUGAGAAUGCGCUGUUGGCCGGCGCCGACUCAUGCCUCCCGGUCAGGGACAUGGACAAGAUGGCCCUGGUCGAGCUGACAGCCGCUCAUGUACAGAGACGGCAGGCGCUCGACUCAGACUUGUUCCAUGAUCCGGCUCAAGUCGAAGGGCAGGACUUAACUCUGGAGGGAUCGUCUUCGGAGAGUACCUUGGGCAGCGAUGACUCCGACGGGGACAGUGAGACGGAGUAG